Messenger RNA from Leguminivora glycinivorella, 19681 nucleotides. RefSeq names its product obscurin (gene Obsc). Gene Ontology annotation, biological process: protein phosphorylation. Gene Ontology annotation, molecular function: protein binding; guanyl-nucleotide exchange factor activity; ATP binding. The record is from RefSeq and is a predicted model, not a curated record. Bases 98 to 18796 code for a protein of 6232 amino acids. The transcript is spliced from 65 exons. Lineage: Eukaryota; Metazoa; Arthropoda; Insecta; Lepidoptera; Tortricidae.
AGUCUCUCUGCGACCUCCGCAACGCGCGCAAGCGUGCAAGCUCCGCUACCAAACAAAACAUUUCUUAACUCGAGUAAACAAAUAUGGUCGCGUGAACAUGUCGUUCUGUAGAAUCACCGGCCGCAGCCGCGGGCUGCCCAAGCCCAACUACUUCCCGCUCCUCGCUCCGAUCUCUCCAGCGGACGCCAAGCGAUGCUGCAGGAUCACCGGCAAAUCCUACGGACUGCCUUCUCAUCACUACAUUCCAGUGCUUCUGACCGCCCGCUCCGGCAGAAAGAAGUGCAAAAUCACGAACGUCUCUGGCGAACUCGGCCCGCACCACUACGCUCCAGAAAUUAACUAUGGCAACAGAAAACAUAACAUUCUACCGGACUUCAGAUAUAUUUUCCCCGUAUUGGACGGCUCGACGGAGGCGCAAAAGGCUUUAAUGGAUAUGCUGCUGACGAAACAAGUUAAUGAUGACAAACGUUACGUGUAUACGGUACAAGAAAGACGAUGCAGUUUAGUGUUCUCCGCUCAAAUGGAGCAGGCAGUGCGCGACGGUGAUGUUAGAGACGUGAUGUUGGCGAAGGAUUCGGACACAGUGCUUAUAAAAACGAAACAUGGUCGCAGUGUUUCCAUGGACUUUAAGGAUUUCACAGAAGACAUUGAAAUGUACGAAGGUGAAGGGCCUAAUGCUGAAGUGCUGUUACAAAGGGAAAAAGAAGAAUUAGCAGAACGAAAAAAGAAAAGAAAACGUGCCGCUGGAUUAUCUUCAAUGAAGAAAAUAUUUGAAAACAAAGAACAACUGGCUGAAGUACAAGAGUUGGAAGAGGAAAAGCUAAGGCAAGAACGCCUCGCCAAAAAAGCUAAAUUACACACUAAACAUGAAAAUCACGACGUUAAAAGCUUUAGUUGCAACAAUUUCGACGUGAGCCAUAUGCGCUCUAAGUCUAGUAUAGUUAGUUGCACCGCCGAGUGGACGGAGCGAAUGCAUCCGUUAAUAGAAUCGUGGGACUGGGAGCAGUUUGAGAAGGAAGCGGGUAAUAAACAAGUAAUCCCGACUGCAACCCAAUUGCCGACACCUGUUAAAAUAACCCCGUAUCACUGUGAAGCUGAAAUUUACGAGUCGGAACAAAAUAUUAGCGAUGUUUCGAUUCCACUGGAAAGUGUGCCGUGUGUGAACCCCCUUAAAGUUCCAAAGGAACGUCCCUCCGAAACAAUCUUAAACGCUGUGAAAGAAUUAAGCGAAGAGCGUUUGAAUGAGACGAUGAAUAUUGAAGAGAAAUUACUCUCCGAAAACAAGGUUGACAUGCUUCCGUCGUUGGAUAUAUUACCGGAUAUUAUUAAAAAUAUAAAGAAGGGCAAGAGAGAAAAAAUUGCUAAAGUUUCUGGGUUGACGAUAGACAUAAAUAAAGCGAAAAAGUUUAUUCCCGGACAACAUGUCAACACACCACAAGGCCCAGUAUUUGUUCCGGGCCAGACUGUGGAAACGCCAGUUGGUCCUGUGUUUGUUCCUGGACUUAGUGUGAAUACCCCCGAUGGUCCAGGCCUUAUACCGGGACAUAUUGUUACAAACGAAAGCACCAACGAACCGUUCUUCCUCGCGGGGCAAGUGCUACAAACUUCCAAUGGAGAGGAAUUUGUAUGUGGACAAGUAAUGAAAAACAAGGACAAUGGACACCGCUUCACUGAAGGCCAAACAGUCGUAUCUGAAGAAGGCUUGAAGUUUAUACCAGGAAAAGUAAUACACAGCGGCUCUGAAGAAGUAUUUGUGCCUGGCCAAACGAUAAUGACUCCGGAAGGCGUUCAGUUUAUUCCUGGUCAAACUAUGACUGACAGCAAAGGAGUUAUUUUUACACCUGGACAAAACGCAAAGAUAAAUAAUGACUGGCAGUUCGUGCCAGGACAGGUGGUGCAUCAAGAUGACGGAUUGCAGUUUGUGCCCGGAGCCACAAUAGCGACUCCAAAUGGACUGAAGUUUGUACCGGGUCAAACCGUUUCCGUAGACGGGGAAACGAUCUUUGUACCCGGUAUCACCAAAACAACAAGCAGCGAUAGUUUACAAUUUGUUCCAGGCACCACAGUGGAAACAAUCGAUGGACCUAAGUUUAUUGAAGGUCAGAUAGUACAUACCGAAUUUGGAGAAAAGUUUAUGCCCGGCAAAACUAUAGUGGAAACUAACGGACACGUGGAAUUUUCAGUUGCCAAGUCCGUAGAAGACAUCACGUUCUCAGAAUCUGCUCCUACUGGAUUACCAAUCGAUAUCAAGACAUGCUCGCUGUCUGAGGAGUCUUUAUAUGUGUUCGGACACAUGAUUCAAACAUCGAAGGGUAUCGAAUUUUACCCCGGCCCAAGAAUGCCGAAUAUCGAUGGCAAAGUGGUCCCUGGUCGUCUCGUUAAGAAUGAAUUAAACCAAUCACGCUUUGUCCCUGGAAUGAUGGUGGAAGGUGUGUUUGUACCCGGCCAAAUAGUAUUCACUGAAAAUGGAGAACAGUUUGUCCCUGGACAAGUGGUAGAUACUACUGAUGGACCCAAAUUUGUUCCUGGGCAAGUAGUUAACACAAGAAAUGGGCCUAAAUUUGUUCCCGGUCAAACUAUCCAUACUAUCGAUGGUCCUCGAUUUGUACCAGGACAAAUUAUUGAAACUAAAGCUGGCCCAACUUUCAUACCUGGCCAAGUUAUUUCUACGGAAGAUGAAGGAUCAAGGUUUGUUCCUGGUCAAGUGGUUGAUACCGAAGAAGGACCUAGAUUUGUCCCAGGAAGAGUUAUUGAAACUGAUGACAAUGGAGUCACAUUCGUGCCUGGACAAAUUGUUCAAACUCCUGAAGGACUCAAAUUCAUUGCCCCUGACCUUACAGAAGGCGAAGAAGGUCUAGAAUUCUCCGUACAAAGUUUUGUUGUUACUCCAGAGGAGUUAAAGUUAUUGAAAGUUAAAACAAAUCCAAACGAUACUACUUCAACUAAAGGAGAGUUAAGUAUUGAUACCAAAAUGUUAAGGCAGCUAUCUGAAGCGGGAAUGUCGAUCGGAAGACAAGUACCAGCCGAAUUACCUGCUAUUAGUGUCAUUUUAAACCACACACGUAACGUUGAAGCCUUGAAAGCAUUUGUCACUGAUUAUGGUCUUAAAGACGAAAUAGCAAACCAAUUGAUGGAUGUCAUUACGUCAAUCAUUGAAAUGAGUGCCCACCUGAAAUCUGAAAUACACGAAAACGACGAAGAAAAAAUAAAUGACAGAAAGAGCAGAAUUAAUAAGAAAAGAUUAGAAAUGCAAGAGACAGGGCACGUUGGCGGUAAUGGCCAAAGUUCACAACAAGAACAUGUGAAAAAUUCUAUAGCGGCUGCAGUCUUGGCUGCUCUUGUUACAGCUGAACAGUUCGAAGAAAUAAACAAUAACAAUGGCAGAGAAAAAUAUAAAGUAAUCCUAAAAUCUAUUGACACUAUUUUGGGCAAAACCAUCGACGAAGAUUUGGUAUCUGCAAUGUUCGAAAUUCUACAAAAGAAUGAAGACAAGGAAUUCUUAUGUGAAGAAAUUUUGGAAAAUACUACUCAACCAAAAGUAGAAUUGAUAAAAAUUGCAAUUAACAGCUCCUUACACAAAAAUGCUAUCAGCGAAGAAGAAAUCAUUGAGAAAUUUGGUGACUUCCUGAGCAGUGAAAACGAGGUAUUAGGACCAGCUUUCAAGAAUAUCACCAAAAACGACUCAAAUAUCUUAAACCAUGUAUUGAGUCAUAUUUCAGACUCGAUCUCAUUUAUCAAAACUGAACAUGAAGCCACAGAGACACUCCAAAAAGCUAUCGUAUCUGCUGUACAAGAGGCGAGUGCGAAGGAAUUAGAACUUCUAAUAAAUGACACAGAAAGUAAAAACUUAAAAGAAUUAAUAGUUCAAUCCGUUGGUUUGGCUAAAAUUCUCGGAAUGCGUGAUGUCGCCGCUAGUCUCUUGUCAGUUGUGAACGACGAACAAUGUUUAUCUAAAAUAGCAAGCGACCCAACGAGUCUAAACAUUUUGAAACGUCUGACAGUCAUGCGGAAACUCGCAGACAAAACACCAAGCUUACACUCGGCUUUAAAGAAAUUGGAGACUGACCCAGAACUGGCUCGAACAGAUCCCAAGCUACGGGAUUUGGUGAGAGAAAGUGGUGCGCUCAUGAUUGUUCCUGAAGAGCCGGCUUUGAUGACAUCAGCAGAUGUGCCUUUGAGCUUGCUCGACCCUGAAAAUAGCUUAGCCAUGGAAGAUUUCCUUUUGCAGCAUAAAAAGCAUAAAGGAGCUUUAUUGAUAAUGAAGAGAGGUCUCCAAUGUGUAAUUCCAAGAGAAGCUAGCCGAGCUGUAUUGUCAGGACAAGUAGGUUACACAGUUCUGGACGAAAGUGGAAUUAGGCAUUUCGAGCCAUUGAGUGUUUUUUCAGCCUUAAACUUGAGUCAACCUACUGCACAUCGGUUUUCAAUGUACAGCUGUCUAAUCGCUGAUAAUCACGAGGAAGAUACGGAAGACUUAACAGGAUACUGUAAUGGUAUAACUAAUAACCAAAGGAUCAGACUAGGCGGAUGGUCAAGCGGGAGUCGCCGAUACAGCGGAGUUUUGCUCGAUCGAGAAAACACUAGAAGUCGAAUGAGUAGUUUGGAUUAUACACCAAGUUACAAACGGUACCCCUCGAGAUCUCUCUCAAGAUCGAGAUCUAGUUGUAGCAGAAGUCCUCCUAAGGUCGAAGACGUAGUGGUAGCAACGACAGACUACACGGCAGCAGCCGACGACGAAGUGUCUCUAAAAGCUGGAGAUAUCGUUGAGGUUCUCGACACGAAGGCAGCCCUCGGAUCCAAGGUGCGCCUGAACGACCCCGGCCUGGAUCUGGACGUGGAACUGCUGGACUCCAGCGCAGCGAAGCACAAGGCAGCUGUUAGGCCGAAGAAGAACCAUCCGAAGGGUGGUGCAGGUGCAGCCAAGAGUCGGAAGACUGAGGAAAGAUGGAUGGUCCGAGUGCUGGAAGAUGUGGACGCUGGCGAGAUACGAUCUCGUCAAGGACUGGUGCCGGCCAGGGUGCUCCGAGAUACCAGAGCUGCGGAACGUGACACCACAGCAUCGGCUGCAAGACGACAAGCCGUGGUCCGCGAACUGAUCGAGACAGAAGAGGAAUUCGGCCGAGACAUCCAACAAGUGGUCUCUCAGUACAUGCGGCCGAUGGACAAGGCGACCACACCCAAACCAGUGUUCGACAACAGGGAGCUCUUGUUCUCCAACUUUAGGCAGAUUGCUGAGUUCCAUAAUACGAUCCUCCUAGAAGGCAUCAAAUACUACGCGAGCGAGCCCCGCAUGCUCGGGCGCGCCCUCCUGCGCAUGGAGCGGGAAUUCGACAAGCACGUCGCGUACUGCCGCGACGAGCCGCGGGCGCAGCACCUGCUCGCCAACGAUCCUGACGUGGCCAAGUACUUCCAGGAGCUAGCUGACGACCUUGGUGACGACAAGGGCAUCACCGAGCAUCUCAAGCUACCGAUACAGCGGAUCAACGAUUACCAGCUUCUUCUCAAGGAGCUAGUAAAAUACUCCAAACGCCUCGGCGAAGACUGCACGGACCUCCAGAAGGCUCUAGAACUCUUCCUUGGCGUCCCGAACCGCGCCACUGACAACAAGUUUAUUGCCAGCAUCGAAGGUUACCGUGGUAACAUCUUCAAGCUCGGCCGCCUUCUCACCCACGACUGGUUCACCGUCACCGACUCCGACGGCAAGCAUAAGGAGCGCUACCUCUUCCUCUUCAAGGCUAGGAUUCUCAUCUGCAAAGUCAAGAGGGUCUCUGAUGAUAGAUCUGUGUUCGUGCUUAAAGAUAUUGUCAAGCUACCAGAAGUCGAGGUAGACGACCUUUCAGCGGACCCGCUCAAGUUCAAGCUCCACCAGAAAUCGCCGCCGCUCUCCGUGACUUUAGCGGCCCACAAGGAGCAGGUUAAGCACAACUGGCUGAAGGAGAUCUUGCAGAAUAUCAGCGACGUUGUUGCAUUAGCCGAACACGCGGCUGAUGACUUACAACUUUUGACACCAGAAGCAGCUACUCCAGCAGAAGUAGCUUCUCCAGAAGCAGCUUCCCCGCAAGCGGCUUCUCCUCAAGCCACUUCUCCCGAGCCAGCAGAAGAGAAGAAGAAAAAGCGAGAGCACGCUAAAGACAUUAAAGCAGCUGAAGUCCGAGAAAAACGGUCCAAAGUCGAAGCUGAAAAGCAAUCAAAGGUUGAAGAUAUAGAAGUUGAAGAAGUUCUCACUAGAGAACAAUCUCUUCAACAACUAAAAGCAAAGAGAAAGGCAUCAUUAGAAAGCGAGGUAGCCAAAAAACUUUCAAAGACCGAAACCAGCGAACUUCUCAGUGAAGUACAAGAAAUCACCAGCGCACAAAGUGAACUCACAUCAGGUUUAGAAACUAAAUCAUCUGUGAGCCACGAAAGUUCUAAAGUUAGCGAGUCAGUCAAAACUGCUAAGAAGGCGGGUAAGGCAGAGAUUAUAGAAGAAAGUGUUGAAUCAUCAGUCACUUCUAAAUCAUCUGUACGCGUGACAUCACUCGAGGAGAGUUCACACGAAACUGUAGUUCAAAGUUCAACUGUUGAAUCAACUGUUCACUCUUCAUACGAGGCAAGCUCUGAACAGCAAUCUGCUCAAUCUUCAUCAUCUGCCGAACAAAAAUCAUCAGUUUUGUCAGCAGAAGCUUCCAGAGUUGACCAGACGUCGUCAGAGGCAACUGUAGUUGAAAGAAAAUCUUCAUUAACUUCUGCGUCACAAAAAACUUCAGAAAAGUGUGCUGCUGAACGAAAAUCAUCACAGGAAUCGGUGGUUUCUGCUGAACGAAAAUCAUCACAAGAAUCAGUAGUUUCCUCUGAGCGAAGAUCGUCACAGGAAUCGGUUGUCGAAAUUAACUCAGCGCAAGCUAGCGUUGAGAAAACAUCGUUACAAGCGACCACAGAUGAACAAAAAACAACAUCAUCUAGUCACCUAGUUAAGAAAUCUGUAAUAUCAUCAAAACAAAAAACACAAGAAUCCGUCCAGAAAACUUCUGCACAAUCUGAAGAAAAAUCAGAAGAGAAGACUGUCGUUAGAGAGAGUGUUCAAGAAGGAGCCACUGUUGAGAGUAAGGCAGAAGUAAACGCCGCCGGUGGCGUUACUGCUACUGAAGAAGGCAACGGAAACGGCCAAACUGUAGAAGAAGACGAAAUGUCGAGAUAUACCCGCAGUUCGCGGCUGUCUGGAGAAUACUCCAGCAGCUCCCGCAAACUAUCAUCAACCGGAGGACGCUAUGAAUCCUCCUCCUACGAAAGCUCCGGCUACUCUCGCCGCGAGAGCGGCUCAAUCGAGGGCAGCUCUCGCUAUGAGUCUGCCAAAUACUCCAGCUCCAUCGAAGGGGGCAAAUAUGGCGCCGAAGGCAGCAAAUAUAGCGUAGAAGGAAGCAAAUAUAGCGUAGAAGGAAGUAAAUAUGGCGUAGAAGGCAGCAAAUAUGAAAUAGAGUCCGAGUCCACCAGCAAACUCGACAGCAUCGCUGCCAAAUAUGGCCUCGGCAACGGCAGCAGCAGGACUGAAACUACCAUCGAGUCCAGCUACGAAACCGCAAGAAACGGCGAAAGCAAAUACUCUAAGAUCGCCAAUGGGUCUAUCAGCACUGGAGAAUUACAAACAAGCAGGGUAAUCAAGUCCGAAUCUCAGGACGGGAAACCGGUAUUCAGCAAGACUUUAGAAGGCCAGAAUAUUGAGCCCGGCGAAAAUGCCUCCUUCGAAUGCUCGCUCCGCUCAUCCGAAGCCGUCAAAAUCACUUGGUUGAAAGACAACAAGCCUUUGACGGACCGUCUCAUGGACCGAGUGAACAUCACCAACGAGGCUCAUGAUCAUAAACUGGAGAUUCUGCAUUGCAUGGAGGAUGACUCGGGAGUUUAUACGGCGAGGGCGGAGAACGCUAAGGGAAACUCGCAUUGCACGGCGCAGUUGGUCGUCUCUCAGUUGACAGAUGAGGAACGCAGAGAGCGCAACGCUCUAAACGCCCCGUACUUCAUCGUGGCUCUGAAAGACACUGAGAUCAUGGAGAACACGUACCUGCGGUUCAUGGUCAAGGUCAAAGGAGACCCUAACCCAGAGGUCAAGUUCUACCGCGACGGUAAAGAAAUCAAAUCAACCUCGGACUCUGAUCGCGUGUCCAUCAUUCGCACCCGCGCUGAGAAGGGUUUCUUCGAGUUGGUCAUCGCUGAUGUUAUUCCUUCUGAUGCUGGCCUCUACUCCUGCCGUGCUAUGAACAUUUAUGGCGAAUGCUCUACUGAAGCCAAAGUUACUGUUGUCGAUGACAAAAACAUCUUUUUCGAACUGGCGCCUGGUGGCGAAGGUCUUCUGGCCAAAGGAGAGAAACCGUCCUUCACGUGGAAGCGAGACGGAGUUGACUUCGAUCCUGAAGAGAGAUUCAAGGUGUUGCUGGGAGAUGAUGAGGAUUCUCUCGCGCUGGUGUUCCAGCAUGUGAAGCCUGAAGACGCUGGGCUUUACACCUGUGUAGCGAAGACUUCUACCGGCAACAUCUCCUGUUCUGCUGAACUUACUGUCCAAGGUGCCGUGACCGUCCUCAACCGCGAGCCAGAGAAGCCAAAACUGGUGAUCGAACACAAAGAAGCUAUCGUGUCCAUCGGAGCGUCCGCCAUGAUUGAGCUCACAUGCAAGGGCUUCCCCAAACCUGAGAUCGUGUUCAAAAAGGAAGGGAAAGUCGUGGAAGCUGAUGCUAGACACAAGUUCCUCUAUGAAGAUGAUGAGACCAUGUCCAUGGUAAUCAAGAACGUAACGAGCGAAGACGCUGGCGUAUAUCACGUGACCGCCUCCAACGAGCUUGGAGAGGACACAACAACACUGCAUCUGGUCGUCAAAGCUGCGCCUAAGAUCAAGAAGAAGAUUGAGAAUCAGACGUGCAUGGUAUCUGCCACCCACACUGUGACCAUCGAAAUCGAAGGCACUCCUGCUCCAGAAGUGUCCUUCUACAAGGAUGGCGUGGAGAUCAAGAGCUCAGAACGCAUUCAGAUCGUUAAGGAGUCUGAUGAGGUCUACAAGAUCACCAUUAAGGAUGCCAAACUGACUGACAGUGGAUCCUACUCCGUUGUUGCUAAGAAUGAGGUGAACCAAUGCAGUGACUUCUGGCAAUGGCACGUCACCUCCGCCCCCAAGAUCACCAAGAAGCUGGGCGAGACCAAGAUUUGUGACGAGAAAGAGACCGUCACCUUGAAGAUUGAAACUGAAGCUGAACCAGCACCAGAAGUCAAAUGGUUCAAGAACAAGGUGGAAUUACAGGAAUCUUCGACAGUGAAGUUCUCAUCUUCGGGGUCUGCGCACAGUCUCGUGAUCACAUCGGCUGCCAGGACCGAUUCUGGAGAGUACUCCUGCGAAGUACGCAAUGUUCACGGCACAGUCACAGACGAAUGCAGUCUGCGCGUGCGCGGCGCUCCCAUCUUCAACCAGAAACUCAAGGACACAGUGGCCGCUGAAGGCGACGUCAACAUCGAGUUCACCGUCGAUGUUGCUGCCUAUCCUGAGCCACAGGUCAAAUGGUACCUAGGCGAUGUAGAAAUCUCCGAGAAGAAAUCUGUGUACUCCCGCGUGGAUAACGGCAGCACACACAAGCUGAUCCUCAAGGAGGUGUCAGCAGAGCUCUCCGGGCAGUACUCGUGCAAGGUUUCCAAUGAUCUGGGCGAAGAUUCCUGCCAGGCCACUUUUACUGUGAAGAGGAAGCCCCGUAUCACCAAGAGUCUCGUCGACAUGACGGUGGACCAAGGCCAGACCCUGAAGCUGGAGGUCGAAGUGGAAGGUUGCCCGGAACCCACUGUCAAGUGGUACAAGGAUGGCAAGGAGAUCACAACCGACGCUAGGAUCAAGAUCGAAAGGGAUACACAAAGACUGGAAAACUACAAUCUGACAGUGACGUUAGUGAAGGAAGAAGAUGGCGGCGAGUACGAAGUGAGGGCCGAGAACGAGAUGGGCAACGUUUCGUCCAAGAGCACAGUCACCAUACACACACAAUUAAUACAUACGAGACUCUCAAAGGAAAUUAUCGAAAAUGAAUUGGAAGAAGAAACGAAAAAACCCCUCUUGGAAGAGGAUGUGGCUGAAAAACAAGCUGCAGUCAAAGAUAAAACAGAAGCAGAAACGGCUGAGGAGAAAUCAUUUUGGGACGAAGAUGAGGGUGCUAAAGCUAAAAAACCAGGAGCUAAAGAAGUCGAUGAAGCGAAAUCAGAGAAAGCUAAGAAAUCGGCAACGGAACCAGAAGUUGCUGAGGAAAAAUCAUUCUGGGAUGAGGAUGAUGGUGCUAAAGCUAAAAAGCCUGGUGCUAAAGAAGUCGAUGAUUCGAAACCAGACAAAGCUAAAAAAUCAGCAACAGAGCCCGAAGUUGCUGAGGAGAAAUCAUUCUGGGAUGAGGAUGAUGGCGCUAAAGCUAAGAAAUCUAAAUCAAAGGAAGUCGAUGAUUCGAAACCAGAGAAGGCUAAAAAAUUGGUAACGGAACCCGAAGUUGCCGAGGAAAAGUCAUUCUGGGAUGAAAACCACAAUGAAAAGGAAAAACAGCCGAUCAUUGAAGAGGUGGAUGAGAGCCAAGUCGGUAAGAAGGAAGUUACCAAGUCUGAAAUCAUUGAAGAAAUCUCCGUAGAAGAAGAAUUUGUGGCUCCCAAAAAGGCUACAAAGGAAUCCGCUCAAGAACCUUUGAGUGCAGAAAGUGAAGGCCGCGUGUUCGAAACAGUAACAACUUUCAAGAGAGGCGACGAUGGCAGUAUAGUUAUGUCUAAAGUCAGUAGCACCAGGUCUCACGGCGCCAUCAUUACAGGUCCAGCUGAAACUCGAACGUUACACAAAAUGACAUCAACCGCAGUCUAUUAUGAUGAUGACGACUAUAGCAGAAGGAUCAUACCCCCUAACAAACCUCAUAAGACGUCCUUAGAAGUGGAAGAGAUAGCUAGUCACAGUUACUUUUUGACUGAACUUGGACAGUUAACAAUACCCGAUCAUUUACGCAGAGGCAUUUAUGGUAUCAUUGAAGAACCAGCUACAGAUUCUGAGUGUGAGAAUAGUUCUGUUAGAGGCAAACAUCAAUCCAAUCGGACCAUGUCUAUUCGAUCUGUCUCAGAAGAUGACACUAGCUGGCAAAAUGAACCUCUAUCCAGGGAGAUUUCAAUUGAGGACCUUUCUAAAUCCAUAUUCGAUAUCGAUGAAACUAGAAAAGUUUUCAGCAAAGAUUCAUACGUACGUCAAUCAUCGUUCCAAGAAGAAUUUUUUACUGAUGAUGGGGAAGAAUCUUUUAUCGUUAAAGAAACUUCAGAAAAAGUGUACGAAAACGACAUAACAGAAAGACUAAUACAUAUUUCGAGAGAGUUUGACGACGAAUGUAGAAACAUUGAAAAUAAAAUUGAAGAUGUCAAGAAUAGGAUAAUGGAGGAACUAGUUCUUACGCCCUUGAAGAACUUUGAUAACUUAACGAAAAAUGUGUCAGAAACUAGUUUUGAGAGGAAGAAAAAACAUGUUACUAACCUUCACGCUGUAGAAGAGGAGGAUGACGAAUUAGAAGCGCUUUUGAGACGUAGUCAACGGCAAAGGAGUAUAUUAGACGAUAUACUUAAUCAGGAAGAUGAAAAAGCGCCCCCCAUAGUCAAAGAUAGCAACUUCAAAGACCAGAGCGUUUACGAGUCUCUCCCACUGAGCUACUCAGUCACAGCCAUCGGAGUACCCAAACCUACCGUGCGCUGGCUCCACGACGGAAAAGAAGUCAAGCCAUGCAAGCGAGUUCACAUCACUAAUGAAGGAGACGUUUACAAGAUCGAGUUCGACAGUCUGCUCCUGUCUGAUGGUGGCAAGUGGCAGUGCGAGAUUAGCAACAACGUUGGAAAGAAGGUGCUGAAGGCUGAAUUGUCUGUUGCUUCUGUCAGCGAAUUCCGCAAGCCAAUCUUCACCACACCCCUUGAAGCCCAACGCGUGAUGCAACGCGAGCCAGUUACCAUGAAGGCUGUCUGCACAGCAGACCCUCAACCCCACGUGUCCUGGCUACUGAAUGGGGUGGAACUUACCCCUGAUGCUACGGUGGUAACCACUGCUGAUGCCAAAGAGAUCGAGCAUGGGAUUAAGGAGUGUACUUUCACUCUUUCUAUACCCACUGGUCGUCACUCCGACACCGGUGUCUACACCAUCCAAGCCAAGAACCAGUACGGAGUCGGCGAGAGCUCAGCUCGACUGGACAUCCUGCUGCGCCCAGAAAUUGAGGGUCUCAAGGACAUCACCACUACGCCCUUCGAGCAGAUCACAUUUGUAGCCUGUAUUCAUGCCAACCCCAUCGCAGAGGUGAAAUGGAGCAAAGAUGGUGUUGUAAUACUGCCGUCCUUGAAGAACAUCGAUAUCGUUGAAGACCGUUUAACUGAGAACUUCCAACUUACCAUUAAAAAGGUGGGAGUGGCUGAUGGUGGUAAAUACACGCUGACUGCUACCAACGAGUUUGGAGAGACAACCGCAAACGCCACUCUGACUGUGCACACUGGAGAGCCCGUCUUCACCAAGCCACUGCAAAAGCAGACAGUCAAAGACCACGAGACUGUCACCCUCAAGGUCCGAUGUGACGGCGUGCCCAAACCUGAAGUCCACUGGUUCAAGGACGGACAGGAGAUCAAGAAUGAUGAGAGGCAUAAGAUUACAACGGAAGUUGGGGGACAAGUGGAUAGCGAGUUGGAGAUUAAGGACUUUGAUUCUAGUGACUCUGGCAAGUACAAGGUCCGCGCCGUAAGCUUGGCAGGAGAAGCGUUCUGCGAAGCGCCCAUCACCCUCGCGCAGUCAUCGCCAGGGUUCGCACACAGGCUGGAGAGACAGAAGGAUGUGGACGAAGGCGAGCCGUUAGAACUUAAGGCCAAGCUGGAUGGCAGCCCUAUUCCAUCUGCUAAGUGGUACAAAGAUGGCAUCGAGCUAUCUCCCUCAGACUCCCGCAUAAAACAAGUCGCCCUACCCGACGGUACGGUCAAACUGACCAUCGAGCAAGUGACGCCAUCAGACUGCGGGGCUUACAAACUAGUGAUCACCAAUCCUAAUGGAGACGACUCUGCGCUUUGCGCUGUCGCUGUCAAUCCCACGCCUCGCAAACCCUCCUUCAGCAAGGAGUUGGAAGACGUGAAAGCCGUGGUUGGACAACCGUUGAAGCUCGAAGCUCAAGUCAUGGCAUUCCCUGCGCCCGAAGUCAAGUGGUUCAAGGAUGGUCACCCGAUCCGUCCAUCUCAAGCGAUCAACUUCAUCAACCAGCCGGGAGGCGUUAUUGGUCUGGUGGUAGACAGUUGCAAACCUGAGGACGCUGGUGUUUACAGUCUGACUGUCACCAAUAAACUUGGAGACAUCAGCUCUAAAGCCAAGGUUGAGGUUGCACAAAAGGAGAAGAAGCCAGCAUUUAUUGCGGAGCUGCAACCGACGAAGGUCAUCGAAGGUUUCCCUGUGAGGAUGGAGGUGAAAGUCCUUGGACAUCCGCCACCAACCAUCAAAUGGACCCAUAACGGCAAAGAGAUCGUCCCAGACGGCACCCACAUCAAAAUCGUGGCGCAACCGGAUGGUACCCACGCUCUUUUGAUCGACAAGGCUACUGCAGAAGAUGGCGGUGACUAUGGUGUCAUCGCCGUUAAUGACCAGGGACAGUCUGCCAGCAACGCGAAACUUAGUGUUGCUAGCCGUCAAGACGACUCAUCCCCACAAGAGCGCCCUCAGUUCAUCCAUGGUCUGCGCGACGUCACAGCCGAAGAGGGACAACCCUUCAGCAUCAGCGCGCCGUUCGUUGGCAACCCUAUCCCUGAAGUCACGUGGACCAAAGACGGCGAGCCAUUGAAGCCUAGUGAGAAGAUUCAGCUCACUUGCGACGGCAAACGGGUCGGUCUGGAGAUCUCAGACAUGGAGCUCCCGGAUGCCGGCGUGUACGCCGUGAAACUCGUCAACCCUCUGGGCGAAGACGCCACGCAGGGCAAGAUCGAUGUCCGCAAGGUCUACCAGCCUCCGAGGUUCUCGCAGAAGUUUACCGACUUGCAGCAGCUUCCAACCUUCGACGCGAAAUUCCCCGCUCGCGUCACCGGCGUCCCCGCCCCAGAAAUAUCCUGGUACAAGAACGGAUCCCCCAUUUACGAAUCUGAAAAGUACCACAUGAAGAGAGACGGAGAUGCUUGCUGUCUAUACGUGAGGAAUCUGGAGCUUGGGGACUCAGGGACGUUCAAAUGUGUUGCGAAGAACAGAGAGGGAGAGGCUUCGUGUGAGGCGGCUUUAGAAGUAGUUGAUAAGAUUGGCAAGAGGCAGAAGAUCGAGCCACCAGCGUUCUUGAAGAAGAUCGGCGAUUGCGAAGUAUACCGUGGCAUGGGCGCCAAAUUCACCGCUUGUGCCACCGGCACCCCAGACCCUGACGUUGAAUGGUUCCGUAACGACGAGAAGCUGUUCCCUUGCGAACGCAUCCGUAUGGACAAGGAAACCACCGGCCUGCUCCGUCUGACCAUCAGCGGUAUUGAUCCCAGCGAUUGUGGCACUUACAAGUGCCGCAUCUUCAAUCCUCAUGGAGAGGAUUCCUGCACCGCGCAGCUCACUUAUGACACAUUGGAGCCUCGCCAAAGCAAGAAGCCAAUUGGAGACCAGUACUCAGACUUCGACAAGAUGAAGAAGACCGGCGUUCCCAUGCCGCUGGCUGACAAGCCUAUCAUCUCGCGCAUGACCGAUCGGAAACUCACGUUGUCAUGGAAACCGUCCAUUCCGCACGGGCCACGGUUCCCUGUCACCUACCAGGUGGAAAUGUGCGAGCAACCCGACGGCGACUGGUUCACCGCCCGCACCGGCCUUCGCUCCUGCGUCUGUGACAUCAGCAACCUCGAGCCGUUCCGCGACUACAAGUUCCGCAUCCGCGUCGAAAACAAAUAUGGCGUCUCCGAUCCCUCCCCCUACGCUAUCACCCAUCGCGCCAAACUCGAGCCCGACCCUCCUAAGUUCAUACCUUACUUAGAACCUGGCAUUGAUUUCCGACCAGAAACAUCCCCCUACUUCCCUAAAGACUUCGAUAUUGAACGACCACCGCAUGACGGAUACGCUCAAGCACCGAGAUUCUUACGCCAAGAACAUGAUUGCCAGUACGGUGUGAAGGGACAUAAUGUGAAUCUGUUCUGGUUCGUGUAUGGAUACCCGAAGCCGACGAUGACGUAUUACUUCAAUGAUGAGCCGAUUGAGAUUGGGGGCCGAUUCGAUUGGAGUUAUACAAGGAAUGGGCAGGCUACACUAUUUAUCAACAAAAUGCUGGAACGUGACGAGGGUUACUACGAAGCUGUAGCCACUAACGAGCACGGCCAAACUCGCCAACGAGUUCGUCUCCAAGUAGCCGAGUACCCCACCUUUAUCAAACGGCCUGAAGAAACUGUCGCGCUACAACGCCGCAGUGCCAGGAUCGAGGCUAGGGUCACUGGAGUACCGUAUCCUGAGAUCAAGUGGUAUAAGGACUGGCAGCCGCUUGCAGAGAGCUCCAGGAUCAAGAUGAAAUUCAUUGAGCCGGACACUACGAUCCUGAUCAUCAACGACGUGAUCCUCAAGGAUGAGGGUCUGUACUCCAUUUCUGCCAGAAACGUCGCUGGUUCCGUCAGCUCAUCAGCCAUGCUGCAUGUUGAAGAGGAGGAGCAUGUGUAUUCUAACAGAAUUCGCGAGCACCCGCCCCGCAUCAAGCCAUCGACGAAGCCUUUCGGAGACUUCUACGACCUUGGAGAUGAGCUGGGUCGCGGCGUGCAGGGUGUUGUGUACCACGCUGCUGAGAGACUUACUGGUCGCAACUACGCCGCUAAGAUCAUGCACGGCCACUCCGCCCUGAAGCCGUUCAUGAAGAACGAGCUAGACAUCAUGAACCAGCUGAACGAUAUCCACCUGAUCCGUCUCCAUGAUGCUUAUGAGCAUGACCAUACGCUGGCGUUGGUGACUGAGCUGGCUGGCGGUGGCGAACUCGUCAGGGACAGACUGCUCCGAAGCACCGGAUACACGGAAAGCGACAUCGCCGGAUACAUCAGACAGCUGCUCAGAGGACUCAAGUACAUGCAUGAUAACAGCAUUGCUCAUUUGGGUCUUACGAUUGGAGAGCUCCUUCUUUCUCACGCUGGUUCCGAUCAACUGAAGAUCUGUGACUUCGGGCUUUCUCGCAAGAUUAUGUUCAACAAGCUGGCUUCACUUGACUACGGUUUCCCUGAAUACGUCGCACCUGAGGUUGCAAGCGGCGAAGGCGUCUCAUUCAACGCCGAUAUGUGGAGCGUGGGCAUCGUCACCUACAUUCUGCUGAGUGGCCACUCUCCCUUCAGAGGAAUCAAUGAUCGUGAAACGCUCAUCAGGAUCCGGGAUGGAAAGUGGGACUGGCAUGACGAAGAAUGGUGGUCCAGACUCAGCCUGGAAUGCCGUGACUUCAUCUCAAAGCUGCUAGUAUACCGCUGGGAGGAUAGAAUGGACGUGAACACAGCCCUGAACCACCCCUGGUUGACCGGAGCCGAUAGGAUCAGGACUGACGAAUACAUCAUCAGCACAGACCGGCUGAGGAACUACUACAAUUUGUACAGAGACUGGACCGGCAACGCCCAAUGCCGCAAUUGGUUCAGACGUAAGCCGCUGAGCGGCGCCUUCGAGCAUCCAUCCAAAAUGGUCUACCCGCCCGGAGAAACUUACACACCAGAAGGCACGCCGGAGCGCUCGUCUCGCGAUCGCGGAGGCAGCCCGUGGGACCUCAAGUUCAAGCAGUGGGAACACCCCGACUGGGAAGUCACCGCCACUUCCGAGAGCCACUACCAAAACGGGCCAGACACAUACCUUCUGCAGCUGCGUGACGUCAGCUUCCCGGUCCGUCUACGCGAGUACAUGAAGGUGGCAUGCAACCGCUCUGUUGCCUACAACCUCAGCGUCAACGACUCCUACGAUCCUAGGACACCCAUCAUUCGCGAGCGCCGUCGCUUCACUGACAUCAUGGACGAAGAGAUCGAAGACGAGCAACGCGAACGCAUCAACAAUUACGGCACCGAGUCUUACACCAUCAGACGUCUCCGACACGAGCUCGGCACGAGACUCGAUAGCUACGCGGAGGCUCAGGCCUUCAUGGAAUCGAAGAAGGAUGGACAGUUGCCAUUCUUCAGGGAGAAACCGCAAAUUUUGCCUAUCAGGGAAGGAGAGCCCACUCAGUUCUCAUGCUUUGCUGUUGGCGACCCUAAGCCAAGCGUCCAAUGGUUCAAGAACGACAUGGUCAUCGCCGAAAGCAACCGCAUCAAGAUCGAGCAAGAUGAAGAAGGACGCUCCACCAUCAAGUUCGAGCCCGCCAUGCACCACGACAUUGGCUUCUACAAGGUUGUCGCUAGGAACAAGGUUGGACAGACAGUCGCUAGAACCAGAAUCGUGGAAGCCACAACUCCAGAUGCGCCAGACAGCCCACAGUAUGCUGAUAUUUCUGACACUGAAGUGCUACUCCGAUGGAAGCAGCCCAAAUACGACGGAAACUCCCCAGUCAUUUGCUACAACUUACAGUACAAAGAAGGCGACAGCAUUGAAUGGCGUGACGUGGCUUCCAACAUUGACCACGAAUUCUACGUCCUAAGAGACCUGAAACCGAACACCAGCUACCAGUUCCGUUUGGCAUCUAGAAAUAGAAUCGGCUGGAGCGACAAGGGGAUCCCGACCAACUUAGUCAAGACAAAGGAAUCAGGUGCUCCUAAAAUAGAAGUCACAAAAGCCAUGAGGCAUUUACAACAGAUCACAGAGUCCGGACAAGAAGUUGUUCUGGACGAAGAAAGGCCCAAGCUCAAUUAUGACACUGAAGAGAAUCCCAUCGAAUGGGAAUCUUCUGACAAAUUUACAGAACGCUACAGCUUUAUAUCCGAACUCUGGCGUGGAAAAUUCUCAAUCGUAGUCAAAGGAGUUGAUAAACGCAACGACAGCGUAGUAGUCUCCAAAAUUCUAGAAAACAAACCAGAAACAGAGGUCCAAAUUAAGAGAGAAUUCGAAUGUUUAAGACGAUUAAGGCAUGAAAGGAUAUCGAAUCUAAUAGCCGCUUACCAAGCACCUGGUUCACCUGUGUCAGCCUUCAUCAUGGAGAAACUUCAAGGCGCUGAUAUCCUUACUUACUUAUCUAGCAGACACGAUUAUUCAGAGCAGAUGGUAGCGACAAUAGUGACACAGAUCCUCGAUGGCCUUCAGUACUUGCACUGGAGGGGUUACUGCCACUUAGACCUGCAGCCUGAUAACGUAGUCAUGGCGUCAGUUAGAUCUAUUCAGGUGAAACUGAUUGAUUUCGGCUCAGCGCAUAAAGUCACGAAGCUUGGUACGAGCGUGCCGCAGGUUGGAGAUUUGGACUACAAAGCACCUGAGAUCGUCACAGACGAGCCAGCGUUCCCACAGACAGACAUCUGGUCCCUGGGUGUGCUCACAUACAUCAUGCUGUCUGGAGUCUCGCCAUUCCGAGGGGGUAACGACGCCGAGACCAAACAGAACAUCGCCUUCGUGCGGUAUCGGUUCGAGCAUCUAUACAAGGAGAUUACGCAGGAGGCGACCAGGUUCCUGAUGUUCCUCUUCAAGAAGGUGCCACUAAAGAGGCCCACGGCGGAGGAAUGCCACGAGCACCGUUGGUUGACGCAGUCAGAUUUCAUGAACAAGAAACGGGAGAGAGCAGUGUUCUUAGGAAACAGACUGAAGGAAUUCUCCGACCAGUACCACGAGAGGAAGACCGCCGAGGCGGCUCAAGUGGACAUGUCUGCGACGGUCUCCUCCGCCUUCGGGCAGGCGAGGCGGCUCAUGCGCUCAAACAGCAUCCAGGAGGAGUUACAGACCAACUUCCAGAGCCAUUAGGGCAGCAACUUAUUGUUAUUUAGACUGUACUGUUAAGGCUAAAAGUAUUGUCCAACAUAGAUUAAAUUACAGAACUUAGUAAUACAUUUUGUUAGUAGCUCAGACUAGUGAUGUGCAAGUUGCGGAAACUUUCCAAACAUCUCUUAAAUUUCUUGAAAAAUUCACGAAACAGUCACGAAAAAUAAAGGGACUUUAAAUUUGUAAAAUGGAAAGUGUCAAUCCAUACAAUUGUCCAUACAAAGUAUGGAAAGUUUCCGAAGUUUUCCUAUGUGAAACUUUCAUAAUCUUGGAAACUUUCCGUCGGCACAUCAGUAGCUCAGACAAACAGAGCUUAGAUAAUAAAACAGGUCUUAAAUAUCAAAGAACUCAAGGACGCUAAAUCCGUAAAUGCAUCCUCCGUGCGUUACGCUACGCUUUACGCUUACGCGUUACGCUUUGACAAAUCUAAAUUAUCUAAUUUACGCUAAAUCAGUAAAAGCAUUAUUUAUUUAUUUAUUCGGAUCCUUAAAGACCUCGUAAUUCAACGCCAAUACAGUUUAUAAAUAUAGCCUUAACAGGACAGCCUUGUUUUUCAACUUUAACCGCCGAUAUGAUUACCCCAAAAUAUGACACCAUAAGCUAAAAAUGGCUAGUCAUACUCGGAGUACGAAUUUAUCAUAAACAUAAAAAAAUCUGAUUUUUCUAAUCAUGAUUGCCGGAAAGGGGUUCAAAGUGAUAUUUCCAAGUGUCAUUCAUCAUCAUCAUCAUCAAAGUCUAGUCAUGAAGGAGUUUGUUACGACAGUUUUGUUACUUUGUUAAGCUAUUUAUUGUAUACAAUUUUUACUAUUUAUACUAAUUCGUAUGGUGCUCCAGUAUUAAUGUGAUUAAUAAAGAGCAUUCAUUUGC